AAUAACUGGCUACGCGCUGAUAAGAAUCAUUCUCGUGUUUUAUUUCAUCGCGAGUACUCGUCAGUCGUUCGUGACACUCGUAACCGAAAGCGAGUGAACGAAAGUAACGACGAGGGUAUAGGAGUACACGUUUUAUCAUUUGAAAAUUGAUAAAUGACACUAAUGAGUAUACAGUGGCAAUCACUAUUAAUUAUUUAUUGAAAUUCAGUUUUCGUGUUUCGAAGAUCGAAAAUUUUAAUAUGAUUACAUUGGGAACGGCAGAUUACGCGGUGAUCGUACUAACGAUGCUGAUUAGUACAGGAAUCGGUGUGUACUAUUGGCGAACCGGUGGAAAAGAAAAAUCGACGGAAGAAUAUUUCGUGGCGAACAGAUCGAUGCGAGUGGCACCGGUUGCGAUUGCUUUAACGGUUUCCUACCUAUCCGCGGUCAGUUUGCUCGGAGUCAGUUCAGAAAAUUACCUUUAUGGUAGCCAGUACGCUGUGAUCAAUGUCGGAUACGGACUCGCUACUCCGAUAGUCGCAUAUUUCUAUAUGCCGGUGUUCUUUAAUCUCGGAUCAGCCAGCGCUUUCGAGUAUUUGCAACAACGUUUCGGAACAGCUGCAAGGUUGGCAGGUAGCUUUGCUUUUCUUCUUCAGCUGCUUCUGUACAGCGGGGUCGUGUUGUACGCACCGGCGCUUGCCCUCGAAGCUACCACAGGAAUCUCGACGACCGCCAGCGUAAUCCUCAUAGGACUGGUCUGUACAUUUUAUUCGACGAUCGGCGGUAUCAAGGCAGUGUUGAUCACCGAUGUAUUUCAAAGUAUCUUGAUGCUGAUUGCCGUUAUCGUGGUGAUCGUCACGGAAGCGGUGGACGUCGGAGGAUUAGAUGAAAUCUGGGAGAUCGCGCGCGACGGUUCGCGGAUAGAAUUCGACAACAUUUCAAUGGACCCAACGGUACGACACACCUGGUGGAGCUUGACAUUUGGCGGUUUCUUCACCUACCUAUCCUUGUUUGGCAGCAACCAAGUUCAAGUUCAGAGAAUGUUAACCAUCAGAAAUUUGAAAGACGCGAGAUCAGCGAUCUGGUGGAGUUGGCCAUUGUCAUCGAUCAUGUCUUUGGGGCUUUGUUUCUGCGGCUUGGCGAUAUACGCUGAAUAUCGUAACUGCGACCCCCUCGAGAUCGGAAGGAUCACUUCGUACGAUCAAUUAAUGCCCCUCUAUGUGAUGGACAUGCUAUCCACGUAUCCAGGUAUACCCGGUCUUUUUAUAGCCGGCAUCUUCAGCGCUGGACUGAGUACUAUCUCCGCCACGGUGAAUUCCCUCGCAGCCGUUAUACUCGAAGAUUUUAUCAGACCGGUAUGCCGUACAAGAGGAAAAGAUAUGAGCAGAGCAGAAUCAAUGGUUAUUAGUAAAAUUCUAGCCCUGAUAGUAGGUGUUGCUUGCAUAGCUGUGGCUUUUAUGUCCCGCUAUCUCGGAGGAUUGCUUCAAGCCGCGUUGACGAUUUUCGGUGUCGUCGGAGGACCUGUUUUGGGUCUAUUCACGCUUGGUAUGUUCACGGAAAGGGGUAAUCAGCCAGGAGCUGUGAUCGGUCUGAUGAUCAGUUUGAUUUUCUCUCUGUGGAUCGGAUUCGGUCAACCGAAGCCACCGAUUCCGAACAAGGUGCAAGCUACCGAAUGCAAUGUCACUUUCUAUCACGAUUACGAGGAAUCGUUGAAUUUACAUUUUCAGAACGGGGAGAGUAACGAUGAUUCGUACUUCUAUCUCUACCGCAUUUCGUACAUGUGGUACUGUCCGAUCGGAUCUGUACUCAGUUUCGGAGCUGGAUGGAUCUUUAGCUGGAUCUUCGAUCGAAUCUCUAAGGAAGAAAGAAAGGAAUUGAAUCCCGAUCUAUUUACCCCUAUUUUGGCAUCGAGAGUGCGCAAAAGACGAUCGAAAUACAUCAAUGAAUUUCAUAGCAAUAUCUCCUGAUGAACUCAUCCAAAAUCGUUCAUUUAUACCGGACAGAUCGCCACUCUCGUAAUUGGCCUUCACCUAAAUACAAGUCGAGCCAAGUCUGAAUUCGACAAACCGGACACGUGUCCUCCUAAAGGAGCUAACUAUUAACAUUGUUUCUGAUCUAUCUAAAUAAAGGAAAAUCAUUAUUGUAAAA
Molecule: messenger RNA, 2127 nt
Organism: Osmia lignaria (orchard mason bee)
Lineage: Eukaryota; Metazoa; Arthropoda; Insecta; Hymenoptera; Megachilidae
Product: putative sodium-dependent multivitamin transporter
Biological process (GO): transmembrane transport; sodium ion transport
Cellular component (GO): membrane
Molecular function (GO): symporter activity
Source: RefSeq, a predicted model, not a curated record